This is a messenger RNA of Carica papaya (papaya), 1878 nucleotides long. RefSeq names its product ACT domain-containing protein ACR4-like. NCBI's taxonomy places the organism in Eukaryota, Viridiplantae, Streptophyta, Magnoliopsida, Brassicales, Caricaceae. The record is from RefSeq and is a predicted model, not a curated record.
UUCCGGAACUCUUCGUCCUCCUCAAGAGCCACCAGUUCAGCAGCCAGCCAAACCUAGUUACAAAGAAAAUCGGAGAUUCAGAAAUUAACCAAGAAAAUUCACAUCUUAUCUUACCCCAUCUACUCUUCUCUACUUUCUCUCUUCCUGCAAAUGGAUUCCUGGUCUCCUUCUGUUGCAAUGGAUGAUGAAUUUCAGAAGCUACUCAUUCGUAUGAAUCCUCCUAGGGUUACGAUUGAUAAUGCCUCAAACGGAAAAGCCACCUUAAUUAAGGUUGAUAGUGCGAAUAAGAGAGGGAGCUUGUUAGAAGUGGUUCAGGUUUUGACCGAUUUAGAUCUUGUAAUUAGACGAGCUUACAUUUCCUCUGAUGGAGAAUGGUUUAUGGAUGUGUUUCAUGUUACAGAUCGGCAUGGGAAGAAGGUAUCUGAAGAUGAUAUAGGUGAAAGAAUUCAACAGUCCUUGGGACCAAGAGCACGCAGCUUCCGGUCAAUGAAAAGAUCUGUGGGUGUCCAAGCUGCCACAGAACACACAACAAUUGAAUUGACAGGACGAGACAGACCUGGAUUGCUUUCAGAAAUUUUUGCUGUUCUGGCUGAUCUCAAAUGCAAUGUAGUAGCUGCAGAAGUCUGGACCCACAACUCUAGAAUGGCAUCUGUGGUUUACAUCACGGAUGAGGCUACGGGCUUGCGAAUUGAUGAUCAUGAUAGGCUUGCUAGGAUCAAGCAGCUUCUUUUGUAUAUACUAAAAGGGGAUAGAGAUAAGAGGAGUGCUAAUACUGCUGUUUCUGUGGGUUCUACUCAUAAGGAAAGGAGGCUGCAUCAGAUGAUGUAUGCAGAUCGUGAUUUUGAUGCGAAUGACGUGGAUUGCAGGUCAACAAGUGAAGGAAGGAAACCUCUGAUAACUGUCGAAAAUUGUACAGAUAAGGGAUAUACUGCAGUGAACUUGAGGUGCGCUGAUCGCCCCAAGCUACUCUUUGAUACUGUUUGCACUUUGACAGAUAUGCAAUACAUGGUAUAUCACGCAACUGUGAUAGCUGAAGGACCAGAAGCUUAUCAGGAAUACUAUAUCAGGCAUAUGGAUGGGUGCCCCAUAAGUUCUGAAGCAGAGAGACAAAGAUUAAUUAAUUGCCUGGAGGCUGCUAUUAAGAGACGAGCUUCCGAGGGCAUACGAUUAGAACUCUGUAGCGAAGAUAGGGUUGGCCUUUUGUCUGAUGUUACUCGCAUAUUCAGAGAAAAUGGUCUUUCAGUCACUCGAGCAGAGGUUACCACCAGGGGUUCCCAAGCCGUGAAUGCUUUUUAUGUGACAGAUGCAUCUGGAAAUCCAGUGAAAAGUGAAAUGAUUGAAGCAGUUCGAAAAGAGAUUGGCCUCACCAUUCUUCGAGUGAAAGACGACUCAUGUAUAAAGUCUUCACCAUCGCAGGAAAGUGGGAGGUUUUCUUUAGGCAAUCUUUUCAGGUCUAGAUCAGAGAAAUUCCUUUACAACUUGGGGCUGAUAAAAUCAUGUUCGUGAGCAACUUUUACUUGGUAAGGAAAAAGAUAGAGCGCCUUCUUUAGUCUUCGCGUGUAAAUGUUAGUAGAUCGUGUUGGUUUGAGCAUACAACUUAUUUCUCUACUUGGGAGUCAGGAAUCGAAAAAAAAAAACUUGCUAUUAAAAGUCUGAAUUGUAAAUACUUGCAAUCAGGAUCUCUUGUAAAUACCACCAUUUCAUUUCUACACACCAUAGUGUUGGAAGUUUUUUGUAGAUAUAGUUCUAUUCAUCACACCAAUAUUUGCAAUCAAAUUCUCUGUGGAACAAACCCUUUAUGUAAACUAGAAUUUCUUAUUUAUGAAUUCAUAUAAAGCUCUCCUUAUUGUUGGGGGAAAGAAAAACAAUGGAGGAAGA